Molecule: messenger RNA, 1720 nt
Organism: Ostrea edulis (European flat oyster)
Lineage: Eukaryota; Metazoa; Mollusca; Bivalvia; Ostreida; Ostreidae
Product: pre-mRNA-splicing factor ISY1 homolog
Exons: 10
Coding region: 91-951 (286 amino acids)
Biological process (GO): generation of catalytic spliceosome for second transesterification step; mRNA 3'-splice site recognition
Cellular component (GO): post-mRNA release spliceosomal complex; catalytic step 2 spliceosome; Prp19 complex
Source: RefSeq, a predicted model, not a curated record
UGCACGUUAGUUUAGUGACUGUGGUAUCCGGUUUAAAGACGUAAAAAGCACGAAAAACAGAGACCUUUACGCGAAAAAUAAACAGUAACAAUGGCCAGAAAUAGUGAGAAGGCUAUGACCACCUUGGCCAGGUGGAGAGCGGCCCAUCUGGAAGAUAAAACUAAGGACCAGGAAAGAAGACCCUACCUUGCAACAGAAUGUGACGAUUUGAGAAAGGCUGAGAAAUGGAGGCGACAAAUCAUCGGAGAAAUCUCCAGGAAGAUGGCGCAGAUUCAGAAUGCUGGUCUUGGAGAAUUCAAACUGAGAGAUCUGAAUGAUGAAAUCAACAAACUUUUACGUGAGAAGGGGCACUGGGAUGACCAGAUCAAGGUCCUUGGGGGUCCUGACUAUAAGAAAAUUGGACCCAAGAUGAUGGACCAUGAGGGGAAAGAAGUUCCCGGAAACAAAGGAUAUAAAUAUUUUGGUGCCACUAAAGAUCUCCCUGGCGUCAGGGAAUUAUUUCAACAAGAAGCACCUGCUCCUCUCAGGAAAACACGAGGGGAGUUGAUGAAGAAUAUAGAUGCAGAUUACUAUGGUUACAGGGAUGAAGAUGAUGGCCUCAUUGUGCCCUUGGAACAGGAGAUGGAGAAAAGAGUAAUGGCUCAGAAAAUAAAAGAAUGGAAAGAAAGAAAAGAGGCCAUUGCUCGAGGGGAAGUCUCUGGGGACACAGAAAUGGAGACAGAGGAGGAACCGUUAUAUCAGAAAGAAGUGUAUGUGGAUGAAGAGAUGAAGGCGCCGGAAGAAGAGAAAGCACCAGAGAUAGAACAUUUUAUUGCUCACGUACCGGUGCCAUCACAAAAAGAGAUUGAAGAGGCCCUGAUACAGAGAAAGAAGAUGGAGCUCCUACAGAAAUAUGUCAGUGAUGACCUACAAGCCGAGGAGGAGGAGUCUAAGAAGAUGUUAGGACUAUGAUUGACAGGGAUUUUUUUUUUAGUCAUAACUUAAAACUUGAGGAGGAGUCAAAGAAAAUAUUGGGAUUAUGAUUGGCAGAAAGAGGAGGAGUCAAAGAAAAUGUUAGGGUUAUGAUUGGCAGAGUGAAUUAUUUACAAAUCACCAACCAGCCUCCAAAUGGAAGAUAUUUACUGCUUGGAAAUAAGUUAUGAAGAAAUUCAAAAUAGGGAUAGGCAGCAAUUUAAUUACUACAAUAGUGAUCACCUCAUAAUUACUAUUGUAGUCAUUACCUCAUACUGUAAAUGUAUUACAUUUGGGUGUGUAUUCUAUUUAGCGCCUUUAGCGGAACGCAGCUUCCUCUAAAUCAAGUACAUCGCUAAAUGCCAUCCGUAAAUCUAGAUGUUUAAAGUAAUUCAGGAAUGCGCUAAAUCAAAUCUACGCUAACUUGUUGAAAAAACGAUUUCCACCAAAUAUCGUACACGCCAAAUAUAAUACGUUUACAGUAAUUACUGUGGUAAUGAUCACUUCAUUAUGCUACAUUCUAUUGUUUUGUUGUUAUGAUUACUUCAUACACAUGCAGCCAUGUCAAUGAUUACUUCUAAAGUGAAAUUGUAUGUUCAACUUAAUUUGAUGUGUUGUUGCACUGUACGAUAUUGUCAUUGAUGUUUUAUGCAAAUUUUAAAAUGGGACAAUUUCAAUUCAUUGUGUCACUGUACAUAUCAUCAGUCAAAAAUAAUAUUUAAAAAAAACCAAAAAACAAUCUGAAUAUAAAUAAACAUAUUAUAUUUUU